CCUUCUUGCAUUCCAAAUUUUGCGCUGCCGUGAGCCAGAUGCUGACGUGACGAGGUCAGGGUGGCCUAUCAGAAUCUGCCUCUUCAAGAUCUGAGGAACUCGAAGAAGCUAAGUGGGGCCCAACCCCGUCUCCGUCUACCCAACAAACAGUGGAUCGUCACCGUAGUUCGUCGCAGCCACCGAUGCUCGCCGGUACGCCCAUUUCACAGCGGCGAAUCAUUGCGUAGAUGAAGACGCCUCAUCCAGCCCUUUCCUUCUGCAAUGCCCUCUCUCUCUUCGCUAAAAAACUCUCAACCUCAAACAAUCCGAGCCAAAUCCCCAAAAACCCAGGAGCGCCGUCCCUGCAUCGUCAAAGCCAUCGCUGUCCUCUCCUCUCAGGGCAAGCUCAGAGAAGCUGUUAAGUCCUUGGACCUCUUGAGAUGUCAUGGUCUGCGCUUAGACUCACGCACCCUUGCUUCGCUAUUGCAACAGUGCGCCAAUACCAGGUCUCUGAGAGAAGGCAAAUGGCUUCACCUACACUUGAAGCUCACUGGGUUCCGGAAUCCCACUACGUUCUUAGCAAAUCAUUUGAUUAAUAUGUACUCGAAAUGUGGUAAUGAAGCAUUAGCACGUAAAGUGUUUGACAAAAUGUCCGGGAGAAAUUUGUAUUCUUGGAAUAAUAUGCUUUCUGGUUAUGCUAAGUUGGGAAUGAUGAAACCAGCCCAGCGGUUGUUUGAUAAAAUGCCAGAGAAGGAUGUUGUGUCAUGGAAUACAAUGGUAAUUGCCUGUGGGCAGCUCGGUUUUUACGAUGAGGCUUUGAGGUUUUAUAGAAAGUUACGUGCCUCAUCUCUGGGAUAUAAUGCAUUUAGUUUUGCUGGUGUUUUGACCGUGUGCGUGAAAUUGAGAGACGUGGAACUUACCAGGCAGGUUCAUGGUCAGAUUUUAGUUACUGGGUUUGUGUCGAAUGUUGUGCUUUCGAGCUCUGUUGUUGAUGCUUACACAAAAUGUGGGGAGAUGGGUGAUGCAAGGAGAUUGUUUGAUGGCAUGCCGGUGAGAGAUGUGCUUUCUUGGACCACCAUGGUUUCAGGAUAUGCCAAAUGGGGUGACAUGAAGUCAGCCCUUGAAUUGUUUGAUAAGAUGCCCAAGAAGAAUCCUGUCUCAUGGACUGCUUUGAUUAGCGGGUAUUCUAGAAAUGGUAUGGGCCACAAGGCCCUUGAUUUGUUCUCUAAGAUGAUGAUACUUCACAUUAGUCCUAAUCAAUUCACCUUCAGUAGUUGCCUUUCUGCAUGUGCCAGUAUAGCUGCGCUAAAACAUGGGAAACAAAUUCAUGCCUAUUUGAUUCGUGCUAAUUUCAGACCUAACACCAUAGUUGUGAGCUCUCUAAUUGACAUGUAUUCAAAAUGUGGGACGCUUGGACUUGGUAAAUGUGUUUUUUAUGGCAUGGGUAAUAAGCAAGAUGUUGUGUUGUGGAACACAAUGAUAUCUGCCUUAGCACAGUAUGGUUGUGGUAAGGAAGCAGUGCAGAUGUUUGAUGACAUGGUGAUAUCAGGUGUAAAACCAAACAAGAUCAGCCUUGUUCUUGUGCUUCAGGCAUGUAGUUGUUCGGGUUUUGUGCUGGACGGUCUUAGAAUUUUUGAAUCAAUGACUUGUGAUCAUGGCAUGGUUCCCGAUCAAGAACUCUGUGCAUGUUUAAUUGAUCUCUUCAGCCGAGCUGGAUGUUUUAAUGAGGUGAUGAGCCAGCUCAAAAAUAUUCAUUUUAAACCUGAUCAUCAGGUUUGGAAUGCUAUACUUGAUGUUUGUAGGAUUCAAGGAAAUUUAGAAGUGGGAAGAAAAGCAGCAGAACACCUUAUUGAGUUGGAGCCUCAAUCCCCUGCAGCAUAUGUAUUAUUGUCAAGCAUAUAUGCUGUGCUUGGAAAGGAGGAAUUAGUGGCGAGGGUUAGACAGCUAAUGAAUGAGAGAAAUGUGAAGAAGGAGAGGCCCAUUAGUUGGAUUGAAAUUGAAAAUGAGGUGCAUGCUUUCUUUGUAUUGGACAGCUUACACCGUUUGAAAGAAGAAAUAUACUCGGUCUUGGAACAAUUAGCCGGCCAAAUGGAAGAAGAUGUCUCAUUAACUAACAUAGAAUAGUAAUAGUUUCCAUUCUUUCUGUUUUCAAUGCACCAUCAGGGAGACUGAAAUCGUAUUCCAUUAAUUUUAGUCUUCUCAAGUUGGUGAGGGCAUGAAAAUUUUUUUUGUGUAUAUUGAUUUUCACUGAAUCUACAGUGAUGUACUUAUGAAAAUUUUAUUCCAAUGUUUGGAUAGCUGAGCACAUGGAAGAUAUUUUUUACUUCCUUUCCUGUAAUUGUUUUUCCUCAUCAUUUCUUUAAUAAAAUUGAUAAAGCUGUUUACCUUU
This is a messenger RNA of Malania oleifera, 2368 nucleotides long. RefSeq names its product pentatricopeptide repeat-containing protein At2g21090. The transcript has a single exon. The record is from RefSeq and is a predicted model, not a curated record. Lineage: Eukaryota; Viridiplantae; Streptophyta; Magnoliopsida; Santalales; Ximeniaceae. Gene Ontology annotation, biological process: RNA modification. Gene Ontology annotation, molecular function: RNA binding; protein binding. Bases 262 to 2103 code for a protein of 613 amino acids.